Malurus melanocephalus (red-backed fairy wren) is the source of this 1889-nucleotide messenger RNA. RefSeq names its product high mobility group AT-hook 1 (gene HMGA1). Gene Ontology annotation, molecular function: DNA binding; transcription coregulator activity. The record is from RefSeq and is a predicted model, not a curated record. Bases 663 to 956 code for a protein of 97 amino acids. NCBI's taxonomy places the organism in Eukaryota, Metazoa, Chordata, Aves, Passeriformes, Maluridae. Gene Ontology annotation, cellular component: nucleus; chromatin. Gene Ontology annotation, biological process: regulation of DNA-templated transcription. The transcript has 5 exons.
AAAAAAAAAAAGAAAAGACUCCGAGGGUGGUUUUUGUUGUUGUUGUUCUGCACUCAUGAGUCACUUCCAGAGGGGAGCAGGAGCUGACGCCUGUUUUUUGAGAAGGCUCAGAGGUCUGAGUGCGGCUCCUCACGCUGCCUGUGCUGCCCACACCCUCCCCAGUGAGGCUCAGUGUCCCGGGGGGCUCAGCACCCUCUGCCCCCCAUGGCCCCGCUGUCCUGGCUGCUCCAGUUCCUCCAAAGUGGGAGCAGSUCCUCCAAAUCGAGCGUUACUAUCCCGGGGUAGGAGGGGCUAUCCCAGAGGUAGGAGGGUGACUGCCAGCGCACACAGAGCGGGCACACAACCUCGGACCUGCCUCUGUUGCUCACAUCCCCACUCUGGGCCGSUGUCCCCAGCGUGGCCACGGUCACUUGGCCCUGUGUGGGGUCACCAGYGAGCGCCGGGGCUGUGGCAGCGAUCCCGCUCCUUCCCGCCAGGAGCCCAUCCUCCCGGGCUGGCAGCUGGGCACGGAGCCACCCCCGCCGCUCUGGAAAAGCAGGUUUUCCCUGUGCCCCUGGGAAGCAGCGAGGUGGAGAGGGGAAGAUGGAGCCUUUUCCUUUGUGAGAUUUCUCCAAGAGCGAGGGAGAGCUGCCCAGCCCUUUGGGACAUGCACAGGGGAGACGAUGAGUGAAUCCAGCGCCAAAUCCAGCCAGCCCCUGGCCUCCAAGGGGGAGAAAGACGUGUCGGAGAAGAGGGGCCGAGGGCGGCCCAGGAAGAAGCCGCAGCAGGAGCCCAGCGAGGCCCCGACCCCCAAGAGACCCCGUGGACGGCCGAAGGGCAGUAAAAACAAGGCCACCACAAAGGGSAGGAAAGCUGCAGUCACACCAGGGAGGAAACCUCGAGGGCGACCCAAAAAAACGCAGCAGGACGAGGAGGAGGUGAACAUUUCCCAGGAGUCAUCCGAGGAGGAGCAGUGACACCUCCCGAACCGGCGCUACCUCAUCGCCCGACGGCCCCGCGGCGCCGGGGGAGAGGGACGGGGAGAGACCCACCGUGCCGCCCUGGCUUCCUCCUCCUCCUCCCUCCUCCGCUCCCUCCUCACCCUCAGACAACGGCAGCACUGGAAAAUGGCCCGACCUGGGCGGCCCCCGCAGCCCCCGCCCGGGAGGGGCACCCGCCCCAGCUCCCCCUCCCCAGCCCCGCGCUUCGGGGCAGCCCCACUGGAAAGGGGGGUGAUGGCAGAGGGUCGGAGCUGGGACCUCCCACCUUCACUGCCCUCCACGCAGUGAUCUCACCCCGCCAAAGUGGGUGCUGGCUGCCCCCCAGCACCGGGCUCUGCCCUGGGGCCUCCGCAGGGAAGAGACGGGGGCAGUGAAGGUGAGACCCCCCCCCAAAUGCAUUAGACCUUUGCUCUGGCCUGCUGCUACCCUGGGCAGCCCCCCGUGUCCCCCCAGUGCUGGGUGACUGCACUGUGUGCGGGAGCAGCUCCUGGGGGCCAGUGCCCAUCCCCAGGGGUGCCAGUCUCUGGGGGUGCCCRUCCCCAGGGGUACCCAAGUGGGUCUGGCUCCAGCAGCCCUUUCCUCAUAGGUUCUGGUAUAUAUAUUUUUUUUUUAGUACUUUUUUUCUUUUCAUUCACAACUACCUCUGGAUAUUUAAGUUCCACUCUCUGAACUCACAGAUGUGCUGCUGCACUGCCGGGGCACUGUGGGCUCGGUGGUUCCUGUUUUCGGGGUGUUGCUGGGGGCUGCGGGGUAAUUUUUUUUUUUUUCCCUCCCUUUUUUUUGGGCUUCGUUUUUCUUUUUUUUUUUUUUUUUUUUUUUUUUUUUGAGGUCUAGUUUGCUCUGCUGCUUCAAGGGAUCGAGGCUGGCAGGGCAGCGGGGUGGGGGGACCACAGGAUGCUCCCCCUGCCC